AUGGGGAUAAUAUGCAGAUAGGGCGUUUUUAAAGUCCACCUUUUGUCGUGGACAGUUGGCGCACGUUAGCGAGGUUUUCUCUCGCACUGGACCUGGCAAGCUUUCACUCUAGCGUGAGUUUAAGCCUGGCUUAUUUGGUCGUGUUUUAUUCGCUUUUUCAGAGCAAAGCUCUUAUAUAUCGGAUGAAAUCUCGUCCAUGUCUCCAUCCAAGUGCUGAAACGGGCCUCUGCUGGCAAACUGCGUCACCGAGUGGGCGCUGCAGGUAUUCAUCUGUAAAUCUGCAUGUUGGGAAGUCUAGCCAUGGCACGAAUGACCUGGAAACCAAAGUGACUGAACUUUUAAAUCACCAUGGAGCCGGGGUCUAAUUCAACCUCAGAGGCCCACCAAGAGCCAAAAUAUCCAUCUGUGCCCAACUCUCAGUGUGAACUGGCCGUGAAUAUGUAUGAGGCUUUGGGUGAUGGAAAUGUCAAUCUCGUGGACUCGGUUGUGAGAGGUGGGAGUGACCCCAGCGCAUACCCUACCUCCAGUUAUCAGAGGAGCGUGCAUCAGAGAUUCAUCAGGAGAAGUCUGUGGUUUUCAGACGCAGAGGAGCAGGCCUUUGAAGCGCCCGAAUGUGAUAACAGGAGUAAGAUCCUAAACAUAAACCUGCGAACAAUAGUGGACAGGACGCGGGGGACUAGUUGUGGGAUACAGGAGGGUUCCAGUACUGAAAGUCAAGCUGGGCACAAAGACAGCGCGACAGAGAGCGCCAGUGCCGAUGAGGAGAAGGAGAAAGGUGGAGAUGUGUUAAAUGUUACAUGCAGUGAUGGUGGUAAAGCUGCCAUCAAGGCAGCCAGCGAAGAGAACGAGGAGGAAGCAGAGAUGAAGGCGGUCUCCACAUCUCCAGGAGGACGGUUCCUCAAAUUUGACAUCGAGCUGGGGAGAGGGUCCUUCAAGACAGUCUACAAAGGCCUCGAUACUGAGACCUGGGUUGAGGUGGCCUGGUGUGAGUUGCAGGACCGUAAGCUGUCAAAAGUGGAACGCCAGCGCUUUAAAGAGGAGGCAGAGAUGUUAAAGGGUCUUCAACAUCCCAACAUUGUUCGUUUCUAUGAUUUCUGGGAGUCACCUCUUAAAGGAAAGAAGUGCAUUGUUUUAGUAACAGAGCUCAUGACUUCAGGAACGCUAAAAACCUAUCUGAAGCGGUUCAAGGUAAUGAAGCCCAAGGUGUUGAGGAGCUGGUGCAGACAGAUCCUGAAAGGCCUCCACUUUCUUCACACCAGGACUCCACCAAUCAUCCAUAGAGAUCUCAAAUGUGAUAACAUCUUUAUUACUGGACCUACAGGAUCAGUGAAGAUAGGGGAUUUAGGACUAGCAACACUCAAGGCAGCGUCUUUUGCUAAGAGCGUCAUAGGCACUCCGGAGUUCAUGGCUCCAGAGAUGUACGAGGAGCACUACGAUGAGGCUGUGGAUGUCUACGCCUUUGGCAUGUGUAUGCUAGAGAUGGCCACCUCAGAAUAUCCGUACUCUGAGUGUCAGAAUGCUGCUCAGAUUUAUCGUAAAGUUACGAGUGGAGUGAAGCCAGCCAGCUACAACAAGGUCAUGGAUCCUGAAAUCAAGGAGAUCAUUGGGGAGUGUAUCUGCCAAAAGAAAGAGGAACGGUACACCAUUAAGGACCUCUUGAACCAUGCUUUCUUUGCUGAGGACACGGGUGUGAGGGUGGAGUUGGCGGAGGAGGAUGAUGGGAAAAAGGCCUCGAUAGCUCUCAAACUGUGGGUAGAAGACCACAAGAAGUUAAAAGGGAAGUACAAAGAGAGUGGAGCCAUUGAGUUCAUGUUUGACCUGGAGAAGGAGGUCCCUGAGGUUGUGGCACAAGAAAUGGUGGAGUCUGGCUUCUUCCACGAGAGUGAUGCAAAGACUGUGGGAAAGUCGAUCAGGGAUCGUGUGGCACUGAUCAAAUGGAGAAGAGAGAGAACAGCGUCCGCUGCAGUUCUAAUGGAUCGGGGUGAGGGAGGACACAGGCUCCAGAUGACACCAUCUCAGGGCACCUCUGCUGGGGCUCCACAUGUAGGACAGCCCCUUUUGCUGGAACCAGAAGAGCCAGAGGCAGACCAGCACAACAGGCUGCAUAACCUACCAGCCAGUGCCACCUCAGUGACAUCAGACGGCACACUUGAUAGUGGCAUGGGCUCCACUGUGUACUCAGACUCCCACAGCAGCCAGCAGAGUGUCCUCUACCAGUCCCUGCUGGAGCCUAUUACUAUGGCAACACAGCAGUGCCAGAGCAGUAGCCCUUGUCUGACAGAUCGACCUCACUCCUGUGGAAAGAGUGAAUUGCAGGGGACAACGUUGGGCCCAGGGCUCAGGACUCAAUUGGGAGCUGCAGGCCGGAGAGGAAGCGCCCCUGUUAUUGACACUCAAAGGGCAAACCACAUUGCUCAACUCCAUGCCCUCAUUCAGUCUCAGAGACCAAUCAGUCCAACCCCUACGGUACCAGAGAACCAGUUGGAACUCAGCCCUACUAAGUUUCACUCAGAGGCUGCGGAUGGGUUUCCCGCCCAGAUUGCUCUGCCAGUGCUGAAAGUGUCACCUGUAUCUUCGCCUUCUGAGUACCGCCGUCUUAGUGAUACCAGCAUCAGACCACCAUCAGAGGCCACCAGUGAGAAUUUAAUGCUGCCUGCGGCUGGUGGGCGCAGACACUCUGACCUGAGUAGUCUUUUGAGCCUAACCUCUCAUCAUAGCCACCAUUUAGCAAUGCAUAGAAGCCCCAUGUGCCAGGCCUGCCUUUCUUUGCUUCUAUUGAAGUCACAAGAUGGGAGCCAUCGCCGCCUUUCUGUUGUCAUGCCAACACACCACUGUCCUUGUGACUUUAGACACCAUCCAAAAGGACACCUAAAAGGUUCAAGCGAUUCCAAUUUCUCACUGCUGCAGCAGUCCCUAUUUAAUAUAAUCAGCCGCAAGGCAGCCCCUUGCCACACCACACCCACCCAAGCCUCCCUGCUGCACUCCUCAGCUGCCCACAGGCCUACCGGCAGCAAUGAUGACUGUGGCCUUAAGAGUCCUCUCCAGUUUGGCAGUUUGGUUGGGGACCAAGAAUCUCUCCAGGAUUGUGAGGACAGAUGCUGUGCCACAGAGCAACAAGUUACCAGGGCUGUAGGAGUGGCCAGUUCUGUAGGUCACCAGAAUCAACCCUCUGUCCACGGCCUUCCCUCUUCCAGCACAGCAGUGAACACACCACCGCAGUACCUCCAACCUGGACACAGCUACCCUGCUGCUCCAUAUGCCGGUCAACCCAGUGCUGCAACACCAGCUCCAGCCAGUCUAUGUUCAGUCAACAUCCAGCACGGAGCCGGUGCUGUUAGCUACACACCUCAAAGUGUGCAGCAAUCCCAAGCUGCAGCUAGUAUUGCAGCAUCAGCUGUGCCGCCACAUGUGGCACAGAGCUAUCAAGCACUAGGCCACCAACAGCAGCAGGCAACAGCCACAAGCUCUUUGACUUUUCCUUUGCAAGUUCAGCAAACUUGCCAAAACUCUGUGGCCCUAACUCAAGAAAAGGCUCAGUCUGCAUCAGGAUAUCCUGCAUCAGUCCAACAACAGAAUGCAGCAAACACCUUGCCAGCACAGCAGCCAGCACAAAGCUGCCCUCUUGCAUCUGUAGCCCCAAAUAUGGCAGCCACAAUUCAGUGUCAACCUGCACAAGCUCCCAGCGCACUGCAGCAGGUCCAAGCCUCAGUCAAACUGCCCAGUCAGCAGCCUGGUCAAAGCUCCUCCACACCAGCACUUUACAGUCAGCAAAUAUCCAUUCAGCAAGAACACCAACAGCCCUUACCACAAAACACGCAAUCCAGUAUACAACAUGUGCAAAAUGCUGCUCAGGCUUAUAUUCAGCCUCAACUCCAGCAUAACCAAGAAACCAUGCAUACCAUACACCAACAAAUGGCACAACAGCCUACUAUCCAAUCUCAAAGUUUUCAUUGUUCUACACAGCAACAAGUACAAACCCCACCUCUACAGCAGCACAGUCAAACAACCAUGCAGACAGUGAUUCCACAGCAGAGUCAUGAUGUAUCUCAGUAUCAGCCCCAUCCCACAGCAACCCCAAUUGCAGCCAAACAUCAGAGUUACCCUGCUGCAGGGCCACCUGAUGCUGUCUCUCAGAGCUAUGCACAGUCUGCCCACCAUCAGACUGCUCCAGGUCAGAGUCGGCACCUACCUGCACAUUCUGUUGCUGCCCCAGAGAAUUACGGAGGAGCUAGCCGGGUAGCGACUCAUCAGAGCCUUCCAAAUUCUUCCCAGCAAAGCCAAGCUGCACAUAUCACGCAACAGAAUAUCCCCUCUGGUCAGAUCAUUUCACAGCAUGGACAAGAUGGACAGGGCCAUGGACAGAAUAUCAGCCAGACAGCUUCCAGUGUGCCAGCACAGGCACUUCCUCCUCAACAGUUAAUGACUCAGACUACUGUCCACCAACAACUGCAGCCUCUGCAGAUUUCAGCCUCACUCCCACCAUCACACCAGACCCAGCAGGUUCCUCAACUGGCCCAGAACAGCCAUCCUGAGCUUGUCUCCUGCACUGAACCAGCCCAGCCUGCUAAGCUUACACAACCCACAACCUUUUCCUCACCUGUGCUGAACGGGACAGAAAUGGGCACAGCCACAACGGCUUCCCAGCUGGACAACGUAAGCCCAUGCCAGCUGCCCCCACAGGCCCAGCCCCAGAGUCAGGUUCAAAGCCAAGUUCCUGUGCUGCAGUCCUCUGAUUCUCAGAGAACAUCGUCUGGGUCUGCCAGUUCCAGUUUGACUCAGCAGAAACCGCUCAGUACUCACGCAGGAGCUGCAGGUCAGGCUCCAACAGAGAUAAACACUGAGGAUCAAGGUGCGGAGAAACAGACUGGAGGACAUAGCUAUGACAGUGUCAACUCUGAUGCUACAUCAGGAAAGGAAAUGAGCGAUGGUUAUGAAGGGAUACAUGGAGGUAAAGGUGACAGUAAAGUCCGCAAACACCACCGCAGGUCCACACGCACUCGUUCUCGGCAAGAGAAGAUUAGUAGACCAAAGCUCAGCAUGCUCAAUGUGUGUAACACUGGGGAUAAAAUGGUAGAGUGCCAGCUGGAAACUCAUAACCAUAAAAUGGUCACAUUCAAAUUUGACCUCGAUGGAGAUGCACCCGAAGAGAUUGCUACAUACAUGGUUGAGAAUGAUUUCAUUCUGCCUCUGGAAAAAGAGGUCUUCAUUGAGCAGCUGAAGGACAUUGUGGACAAGGCUGAGGACAUGCUGAGUGAGGACACAGAGGGUGAGAGGAACUCUGACCAGGGAUGCAGCCCCAAACAGAAUGAAGGAGCUAGUAUACUGCGAACAGAGGCUUCUGCACCCAGCACCCCACAGCUAGUGUACCAACAAAAUGUCCUCCACACUGGUAAACGCUGGUUUAUCAUCUGCCCUGUGGCCGAAACACCCAUGCUGGACAAAGAGAAUACUACAUCGCACUCCUCUACAGCCCAGGAAUCUGAAAAAUCUGGCUCAUUGUCAGUCAGGCCCAACAGCAACACAGCUGCAGUGACUACCCCAGUCGCAUCUUUAUCCUCCCAAAGCCAGUCCUCUUCCUCUUCUCUGCCCACUGCAGCUCAGACUUCAGUGCAGCCUUCGGACCAAAUCGCUGGCCAAGCCCGGGUCCAGCAGACGCAGCCCUGUGUAAAUAAACAUGCCCAUGCUGCUGGUGGCAUGACCCAUCAAAACUCACUUCCUGCGGAAGAACCUUGUAUCUCUGCUGUCUCUAUGGUAACAGAUAUGCCAUGCUGCGCUAUUGUACCACCUGUCUCUCUGGAUGUGAAUGCCUUUGAUAAAGUAGCAGCUGGUGGUUUGGUCUCAUCUCAAACUAAUCAACCAGUUCAGAAGGCCAGCCCAAUUGGAGAACUACCCCCUCAGCUGGCCUCCCAUCAGUCUGUGGUCCUGCAGCAACCCUAUGCCACACCCAUGCAGCCUGGCACAGUGACCUCCCAGCCCCAGAGUCCAGCACAUCAGACCUCCCAGAACUCCCAGUCAUCAAGCCAGCAGCAGAGUGGGGGGCCAGGGGAGUCAGACAGUGAGGGGCCUCGCAGGGUGGAGUUUGUUGACCGCACCAUCAAGACCUUGGAUGAGAAGCUGAGAAACCUGUUAUACCAAGAGCACACUCCCUCCCAGCCCUCCAGCGCUACGUCUGAUGCCCAGGCCUCCAGCACAGAAGGAGUCAGCUCCCCUCCAGUCUCAGAUGGGCAGAGCACUGAGGGACCACUUACAAAGAAGAAGGGGGAACCACUGCCUCAGAUUCCUGAGCGCACAGAUAGUGUGGGUGCAUUAAGUGACUCUGCAGUGGCAGCCACAAACAGGGUUUUGAACAAAAGAGAUGUGACGACUGGCUCCAGUUCUUAUAGCUCCAAAAGCCGUUUUCAAAUCAUCCCAACUCCACCGGAUGUCAUUUGUCGUUUGGAGAAAAGCAAGACAAGCUGCAGCACCUGCAGUUCCCCAGCCCCCUCUAGUGGUUCUGGAGGGUCUCACAGUCAGACCCAGAGUACGAGUCUGAAAGAGAAGGGCUGUGCAGCUGUACGUACAUCCUCUGUGACAGCUGGAGCUGAUGAUGAGAAUGCAGGAACAUCCAAAUCUCACAAUAGUAACCGUUACUCUGCCCCACCAAACUUCUACCAGGCCACACCCACCUCUAGUCCCGAUGCCACCCCACGCCAUAUCCCCCGGGCCCAGACCAUGGACGCUUCGACCCAUCACCACUGUCACCACUCGUCUCACCUCUACUCUGACUCUGCAGAUGAGGACAGCAGCAGCAUAGCCCCUCCUCCAGCGCACCCUGCUCCUCCAGCUCAUACCCUUUCUGAGCACAGUGGAAGUGACCUCAUGAAGAGGGCCGUUGCCUUCUUGAGGAGAUCUGGUAGGAGCAAAAGUGAGCAGAGCUCUGAUUCACCAAGCCGUCAACCGGUGGCAAUGAAUGGUCACACUCCUUCGCCGUCUGCUGGACAUGCCCACUCAUCUUACAUCAGCAGUGACAAUGACUCCGAGUUUGAAGAUGCAGACAUGAGGAAAGAACUGCAGAAACUUCGAGAAAAACACAUGAAGGAGAUCUCGGAGCUGCAGGCGUUCCAAAGGAGUGAGAUUGAGCGUCUGUACACGGAUCUGGGAAAAACUCUGCCCCCCAAUGUCAGUCUUCUUCAUGCUGCACCCCCAACUGGUCGUAGGCGCAGGGCCAGCAAACACAAGCUGAAAGCUGGAAAACUGCUCAAUCCGAUGGUGCAGCAGCUCAAAAACAACCUCAACGCCACCAGUAUUGAGAGGAAAGGUGAUAGCGGUGCCAGUUCAUCCGGCUCCCCAGCUAAAAGCUCAGUUCUGUCAGAUGGCUCUGCCCACUCCAGUGGCAGCUCCAGCUCCAGCAAUCAGCCCAGCUCCGCCCCAGAGCAGGUCCACACACAGCAACCCUGUUCCUUGAAGGGCUCUUUCUCCUCAGACAACAUCUACGCUGGGCUUCAUGGUGAUGGAAUAGCCAACCAAGCUGGCCCUGGCCAAGGGUCCACUCUGAAACGACUAUGUCUAGGCAAAGAGCGCAGUAGUAGGUCCUCUCUCAACACCACCACAGCUCAGACAGCCUCGGGUCAGACCCAGCCGUCGCUCACUGCUGCCACACCCUCACCCUCUCCUCAACCAAUUACACGGCUCGCACAGGUCCAGACCAACAACAGCAACAACAAGAGAGGCACGUUUACAGAUGACCUUCACAAACUGGUGGAUGACUGGACAAAGGAGACUGUAGCAGCGGCGAGUCAACCACGACCCUCCCUGAACCAGAUAAAACAGCAGAGACGCCAGCAGGACCUGGAAGGCAGAGUGCCACCUACCGGAGCAGUUCAACGUGAGAUGAAAUGCCAUGUUGGUCCCAGCAAGUUCCAGCUGCCACUUUCAUGCCCCCUGACUGCUGCUUUAGGCCCUGGUAUGCCUGCAUCUCUAGCUCCAAACUCCUCUGCAAUGCUCUCUCCUGGCUACCUUCUGCCAGUAGGCUCCUAUGGCGGGAUGGUUCCUGGUCCUCUUUAUGCCCAGCAGUGGCCUGGCAUGCCUAGCCCUGUAGGGUCUGCGGUUCCUGUAGGCUUGCUUGGUGCUGCAAGAAUGAUGCCCUAUGCUACAAUGUCAAACCCAGGGAUUCAAGCCUACCCUCUGGUCAUGCACAAAACUGAGAACGGCCCCUGUCCAAAAACCACUAGGACUACCUGAUCUGCUCAAUGAAAUUUGUUAGUGUGUGUGUGUGCAAGACAGUCCAACUCUACUCUGUUCAUCGGAGCCACACAUGUACAUAGUCUGGUCUUGUAAAUAACAUGACGCAAGUGUUGAUAUUCUUUAUACACUGCAUAUAUCUGUAGUAAAUUGUGUGUGUACGUAUGAGCGUAUACUAUACAGUACAUGUUAAGUAAGUAUGUCUGAAUGCCUAAUGCUUUUUGGCUUUGGUCUUAACAGCCAUACGAGACGUUUUAUCUGCGGUCACAAAAAUCAUAUUUCACUUUAUUCUUCAUUACUGCAGUUUUCACAUUGCUUUUGCCUUUCUGUGUUGCGGACACUUUUUAAACACUACAUUGGAAUCCAAAUACCAGUGGCUUGAGACGCAGUAACAGGACAGUAUUUAUGAUGAAAAUAUUUGAACGAAUGUAGUGCCUUGAACAUUGAUUUAUAUAUUUUUUUUUCCUUUUGUGAAACAAAGCAUGUCUGCAUCCAAGUUAUUUUAUUUGAAGGUAGCUUGAGUGCAGUCUUUUUUUUUUUUUUUUUUUAAAUGCAUUACAGACAACUUUGUUUUUGGUUUACAUAUGAAUGCCCUUGUAGUACUGCACUAUUAUCACAGUAUAUAGUCUUAUUUAAAUCCUGUUUUAACUCUUUUUUUUUUUUUUUACUUUCCACCCCUGUGACAGAUGGAAUGCCAUAGUGGUGAGAUGUACCGAUGCCUUGCAGAAACAAAUGGUUAAUGUACAACUGAUGAGGGAAGGAAAAAAAAAAAAAAAAACGCCAGCAGCCAAAAUCCACUCAUUCAGGUGAAAUGGUUCAGCUGGACACAGCCUCUUUUUGAUAGGACAACAGAUGCGUAGGACAGCACGAGAGCUGUCAGUGUUGUAGCCUUGUGCUCAGAGGAAAGGCAGUGUCCAGAGCCAUACAUACUGUACAUAGUUCUUUCUACAGUAUAUGCCUCUGGUAGUGUUCUGAUCAGAAUGUAGCAAUUAAUAUGUGAAGGCUUGAGGCUCAAAAGUGCAAUUCAACCCCUCCACAAAGCUUUGAUCGUGGCCUUGCCACAAGCCUUAUCUCCGAUGUGUGCAACAGGAGCAAGCUGAGAAGUUGAACAAAGUUACAAAUCACCAAGCACCAGACAGUAGUUACCAAGAAAAGUAUAAAUAUUACAAACCACCCAGCAAACUCUGAAUUCACUAUUGCUAAAUGUUCUUUCAACUUGGCUCGUACUCAGCAUACACUGUAUGUAAAAUGUUCUGUGCAAUCAACAGUUAAGGCUGACGUUUUUAACUUAUUCGAUGUGUAAAGUGUGAUUUUUUUUUUUGUUUAUUUUUUUGGAAUGCUGCUAUUGUCUGUCAAGGUGAUUCCACUGUAUAGUCAAGCAUUCUGCUCACUUACGACGGUACUUCAAAAUAAGAGUCCUCCAAUUAAAUUAACAAAUGAAAUGCUCACAAAGCAGUGUUAUUGCCUUGUUGAAAUUUUGAUGUCUUGAUUUCACAGGUCGUUUUUAAAGACAGCCUCUUUUUUUGUUUGUUUUUUUUUCUUUUCUUUUCAAUAAUAUAUUGCAAAAUUCAAAUGAUACUUGAUGUGGGAGAUUUGCACAAAAUAUAGUCUCCCUUUAUUCUAUGUUAGAGUUCCUACACUGUAUAUAAUGGGUUUCGCCCGCCUGUACUUUUUUUAUCACUGACAAGCAUGGCCAACUUUUCAUGUUCCACAAAGCAAAGAUAAACAAUACAGCUACUAUGGUUAUAAUUCUCACUUCUCCACAACACAUUUGAAAGGUUUCAGCACCCCAAUCCUGCCAAGCUGUGAACUGUACAGUUUUCUUGUAGUUUGUAUUUGUACAUUUUGUUUGUUUGACUGUUUAGGGGUGGUGGUGGAGGAGGGGUUGCUUUGAUGUAUAUUAUUCCAUCAAUUCGGUUUGAAUUGGACUUUUAUAGGAUAUUAUGCAGAGUCUUCUGCUUUGGUGAAAUACUUCCAGUAGUAAGAGAUUUCUGUUCUCUGUCACUUGUAUCUGGUAUGUUUUGUUCCACCUCCCUCGCUGCAAACUCAUGGAGAGCAGAGGAGGGAACAGCUAUAGCUGGCAUAUUCAUUUGGAUGCAGUGAUCAAACUGGAGAGCUGAAGUGCACAGAGGAGGAGGAGGAGGAAGAGGAGGAGGAGGAGGAGCAGUGCUGACUCCUUUUCCUCUGCUCGUCUCACUUUUCUCUGGACAACAUUGCCCCCUGGUGAAUAUGCUCAGAUUGUCAAAAGCUUGUAUUCAAACUGUGUGGGAUUGCUUUUGCCUGCUGUAUGUCCCACUGCAUUACCCCACCCUAUCCUGCUGCACUCUUAUCACAGACUGUAUGUUGAGAGAGAGAAAUAAAUAUUAUUUUGUGCUUGA
Messenger RNA from Stegastes partitus (bicolor damselfish), 10598 nucleotides. RefSeq names its product serine/threonine-protein kinase WNK2. Lineage: Eukaryota; Metazoa; Chordata; Actinopteri; Pomacentridae. The coding region runs from base 349 to 8220 and encodes 2623 amino acids. The transcript has 28 exons. Gene Ontology annotation, biological process: protein phosphorylation. Gene Ontology annotation, molecular function: protein serine/threonine kinase activity; ATP binding. The record is from RefSeq and is a predicted model, not a curated record.